Messenger RNA from Lolium perenne, 1238 nucleotides. RefSeq lists its product as uncharacterized. Lineage: Eukaryota; Viridiplantae; Streptophyta; Magnoliopsida; Poales; Poaceae. Gene Ontology annotation, molecular function: zinc ion binding. The record is from RefSeq and is a predicted model, not a curated record.
AGUGGCACGGUCGUAUCGUACGGGAACCCGAGCACCCGUGCCAGACCGGCAGAUAUACCGUGAGAGCAUGACACGCAUGGCGUCUCCGCCGCCCUGACGGCUGGCGAACUCAGGCCAACCCAUCGCCGCACACGGCCUGCCCUUCCUCGUCGCACCCCCACCCGUUAGCUUAGCCGUAAACCUCGCCGGGGCAGCUGCGGGCCUGCGGCCGACCGGCUCAUCCCGGCCUGACCCAAGGGAUGCGGCGAGACGCGACCGUAGCCCCGCAGCCGGUCGCGGCCGGCGCGCCGGAAAUGAGGAAGGCCGAGUUGCUGGUCAUCGAUGUCGACGCGGGGGCUGCGGCUCACGGCGUGGCGUGCCGUAUCUGCCACCUCAGCCCUGAGGGCGGCGACGGGCCUGCGACGGUUCCCGGGGCACAGGUGAUCCGGCUCGGCUGUGGAUGCAAGGAGGAGCUCGGCGACGCGCACCGCCAGUGCGCCGAGGCAUGGUUUCGGAUUAAGGGCGACAGGCGCUGUGAAAUUUGUGGUUCAGUUGCUAAAAACAUCACUGGGUUGGAAGUGAAAAGAUUCAUGGAGGAGUGGCAUGGGCAAACAAUGGCAGACACCAGAAUAACUAUGGAAGGGGAAAGUACUUGCUCGAGGCGGCAGCCGUUCUGUAACUUGUUGCUAGCUUGCUUACUGACUGCAUUCAUGCUUCCCUGGUUUUUUCGUGCACAUAUAUUCUGAUUUGUACUGUUGCAACUGUGUCAUGUGGAAUCACACGGAUUGUACAUAGUUUUAUUGGAAUAGUCACAACACAGCUCCUUAUACUUUCUAUAAAAAAAUCCAUUUGGGUAGUUUUCCUCUUAAUUUGUUACUUAAACUCCUGAAAACUCCUUUUGAUAAUAAUGUUGAUUUGAAAUUCUGCAAUAUUCCUUUUUAUUUGCAAAUAUAAUAUGAUGUUGAAUCAAAGGGGCUCAAGUAGGGAAUUUUUGAGCAUUCUAUAUUUAUUUCGUUAUCAUUAGUCAUUAACACAUCACUCAUGUUCCUUAUUCCUGCUUCGCUGCUAUGACUUGGCCUCUUAUUAUGUCUCCCCUGCUAACAUGGGCAGUGAGAUUAUCCCUUCUGUGAAAGUGAUGUGUUGUAAUACAGUAGAUAUUAUCCAAAUGCACAUCCUCUUGCUUCCCGAAGUAUUGGACCCCUGUAAAUAUUUUAUGAAGUGAUGUGUGACAUUUUGCUAACUCUUUUGUCUUCUUUUUC